CCCUUCUUUUUCAUUUUAAUAGUUUCCCGUAAACAAAAAAUCCUCCCUGGGUCUGCCAGAGCAGCACAUUUUCCAGUCCGUUCGGGUAAAUUCAGCGUGACACCUACUGAAGGCUGGGGUGUCAAAACUUUUUCCACUUAGGGCCACAUCCUCAGAAAUAAAAGGACGCAAGGGCCACUUUGAAUAUGCUAGGAAGUUAUAUACUCUUAAGUUAAAAAAAAAUGCAUCUCAGCUUUGUGAUUUAGGAGAGAAAGCCUGUUUUUAAAUUUCCCAAAUAUUGAAACUUUCUUCUGAAAUAAUCUACGUAAAUUUUCUUUCCCAUGACAAUAUUACCUUUUCCCCAACCUUAUUUUCUACAAAUGACAAAUUACUGUUUUGUUUGUUUCUCAUAAGAUUACAACUUGGAAAGUUUUCGGUAAUAUUUAAACUCUAUGCUCCUAAAAAUUGCAUCAUUUGUUCUCGUAAUAUUACGAGUUUAUUUUUACAAAUUUUGUUUUUUUUCUUCAACUCUUUGUUUUACAAUUGUAACUUGUUCCCUGUAAUAUUUUAACUUUAUUCUCUUAAAAUUACUGCUGAUUUUUCCAUUUUUGCUGUUUUGCUGUGGGCCGCACUUUAAACACUAAUGCUGUAGGUGGUCAAGUCAGACCUUCAAAAUAAAAUAAGCCCGACAGUCGAGUGGAUUUAAUACUGUAUAAAAUAUUUUUUCCUAAAUCAUAAAUAUAAUGCACUUCCUGGUAAUUCAGAAACCCCAGAAAAGCAAUGAACUUUACACAAUAACGGGAGGUGUAAGGCACAGAUUGACAUCAGCCGAGUGACCUCAAUUUGCACAAGUUGUGACAGUAAAACAGUUUCAAUCAUGUUAAUAAAAUAGUACUGUAGGUUGCAAAGUAAUAGUUAUAAUUACUACUAGUUUUCUUUUCGUUUUCUUGUGCGCUUUUCUUUGACGACGCGACGUGACCAGUAAAUCACUUAAAAUAUGCAUUAAAGGCACACAUUUUUAAACAAUAAAUAACUAGGCUAACGAUGAAUGUAUAUUGAUGUUGUUUAAAUAUAAUAAUGGUAGUUUAAUUUUAUGGGGACGAUCUAAAUACUUAAUAUUUUAACUACCAUUGAAAACUUCCGGAAAGUGGUGACCUUCAUCCGCCUGCGUGUAAUUGUUUACCCUCACACUGAUGAAAGUAGGUCACAGAAAAAUAAGACAUUUACAGUCACGCAUUCCUUCGUCGUGUAUGGACUUUCUGGGGAUAUGUGCCUUUAUUGAUUUUUUUUUAAAUUUACGUGAGGAUAUAUUACCAACAGGCAGCUGCACAGAUGCAGUUUGAUGCCUUAGCAUCUGGAUUAAACUUAGUGUGAAGAUCCUUGUUGCGGACAUGUCCAGGCGAGGUAGGAACAGCCGCGCUUGGCGGUACGUUUGGGGUGGAAUACGGCGAGAUGCUGAUGCAAGAGCGCUGGUCUUGGCGUCUGAAAGUGAUGAAUGGGGCUACGACCGCCUGGAGUACAGUGAUUCUGAUUCCGAGGCAGACUAUUCAGCUAUGAUGGUCCCGCCGGUCCCGAGUGCCGUGCCCGUGACGGGAGAGUCCUACUGCGGCUGCGACUACCAGGCGGAGACCAUCCAUCAUCGGCGAGGUUUUUACCAAGUCAAAGGAUGUCACUGUGGAGAGGAUGAUCAAGAAUUUGACUGGGUUUGGGAUGACAGCAGCCGCUCGACAGCAACUUUAUUGAGCUGCGAUAAUCGUGAAGUGAACUUCCACUCCGAGUAUAGCUGUGGGACAGCUGCAAUCCGUGGCUCCAAGGAGCUGGCGGAAGGGCAACACUUCUGGGAGAUCAAGAUGACGUCGCCGGUGUAUGGAACAGACAUGAUGGUCGGGAUCGGUACUUCCGACGUCAACCUUGACAAAUACAGGCAUACGUUCUGCAGCCUCUUGGGAAAAGACGUGGACAGCUGGGGUCUUUCUUACACUGGCUUAUUGCAUCAUAAAGGCGACAAGAUGAACUUUUCUUCUCGGUUCGGACAGGGCUCCAUUAUUGGGGUUCAUCUGGACACGUGGCACGGCACACUUAGGUUCUUUAAGAACCGCAAGUGUAUAGGUAUUGCUGCCACAGAUCUCCAAAAUAAAAGGUUUUACCCGAUGGCGUGCUCCACAGCAGCCAAAAGCAGCAUGAAGGUGAUCCGCUCCUGCUCUGCACCCACUUCCCUUUUGUACCUGUGCUGUGCGCGCCUUCGCCAGCUGCUGCCAGACUGUAUAGACACCUUGGAUGUCCUGCCUCUGCCACCGGGGCUCCGCCACCUGCUAUACAACAAACUGGGUUGGGUGCUCAAUCUCCAUAGUGUCACCACAGAGGAAGCAGCAGAUGUGCCGGAGCGCUCCCCGUGCAUGCCCGUCCUGCCCUCGGCUGGGCCGUCUUCCUCCGAGAGCGACUCGGAGGGUUUCACGUCCGACCCCGAGGCCUGCCAGAGGAAGAGAUGUCGCUGGACUUGACUUCCUCCACUUAAACAAGGCAGAUGAUACUGUCCAGUUUAACAUUAUGUACUUUCAACUAUACCUGCCUCAGAGUGUCUCGGAGUAUUGAAAGAAGUAACUGAGGGCGCGAAUGAAGCAGCACGUGGCCAAGGUCAAGGUUUAUUUAUGUUUAAAAAUAGAUCAUGCUGCCCCAAAGUGCUGUACAGAUUAAAAAAUAAAAUGCUAGAAAACUUAAAUUAAAUAGCCAACAUGUGACAAGUAUUAAAAUAGAAUAAAAACUAUAAGAACAAGUAGAACAAUUAAAACAUUCAAUACAUUAAAAAAAAACUUUAAAUAGAUAAAAAUGUCUAAAUUAGCUUGUCUUAAAAGCCAAUGACUAAAGGUGCGUUUUUAGUGCUGAUUUAAAACAUCCCACACAAAAGCAGUUUUUAUUUGUGGGCGGGGGGGCGAGAGUUCCAUAGUGUGGGGCCUGCAACUGCAAAACCUCUGUCACCUCUUGUUUUUAGUCUGGUCCUGGGACAAUGUAAAACAGACCGGUUCCAAGACCUCUGUGUUCUGGUGGGAGUGUGCAAAAUCAGCUAAUCACUUAAAUAGGAAGGGGCUAGGUCAUUUAGGCAUUUCAAAACAAGCAAUAAAAUCUUUAAAUGAAUCCUAAAAGUAACAGGUAGCCAGUGGAGUGAAGCAAGCACGGUGUUCAUAACUUUUAAUCGUUUAACGUUUAAUCCCUGCGAGCAGCCGAGCAGCUGCAAUUUGAAGUCUAUGAGUGGAAGACUGGAGAAGGCCAAAGUAGAGGCAAUUAUAACAGUCCAGAUGUGUGGAAACGAGCACAUGUAAGACCCUUUCAAAUUGUUUUAUGGGAAGGUAUGGCUUCAUUUUAGCAAGAGUCCUAAGCUGCAAGAAACUUGCUUUAAUCGCUUAACUGACUUGGUUGUCUAAAUUAAAAGAGCUGUCAAAAACACCAAGGUUUUUUCUACACGGGGGCGGCAAUAGGAUGAAAGGGGGCCCAAGGCACUGUUCAUUUACCUUCAGAAAGUUAGUUGACAGCCAGGUUUUUAACGUUGUGGAGGCAGCUUUUUAAAGCCGUAAGAGAAUCAGUUUUGGAUUGGGUGGGUAGAUUUAUUUGGACGUCGUCAGCGAAACCCAGUGGCAACAAGUACAAUAAAAAACAAGACAGAACCUAAAAUAGAGCCUUGAGGCACCCCAUAGCCAAGUGGGGAUGUCUUUGACAAAAAUGGACCAAGGCUGACAGAGAAAGCGCGUUCGGUUAAGUAUGACUGGAACCAAUGGAGGGCCGUGCCUUUAAGUCCUACAUGUCUCUAGGCGGGAUAAAAGGAUGUUACGGUCAACUGUGUCAAAGGCUGCCGUCAAAUCUAAAAGCACCAGCAUGGCUGAACCACCAGAGUCUGUUAUUUAAAGCAACUCUGUCUGCACGACUGUACCGUCGUCUUCUGUCAUGCCAUGAAAACGUCUUCAUUCCAGUCAGCUUCCAAACCAGAUGUGGGACAACUGUAGCAAAAAAGAUGUUUACAGUAGGCGUGUGUUGCCAUUGUUGAGUGGGGAUUAGUGACAUGAGGAAGUACUGUAGAGCGGGACACUGAAUUGUGGUCAUAUUUUGGUGACCUGCAUAAAUGGGUCACUAGAAAGGUGAAAUGCAGCUAUGUUCUUUCUUAUUGUCUGGUAUGCAAAUACUGUUCUAUCAUUCUUAAACUGCAUUCUGUCACUGCUUCAGGAAGUGGGAUAGGACUUCUUUUAGUGCGCUUGAUGAAAAUGUUCCAGAAGAAUCCUUUUCUAAUUGCGCUCAUAAGCGUUACAUUCAACUGCCUUUAUUUACUGUUCAGUCAUUCUCAGAAUUUAUAAAAAAAAAUCGUUUUGACUGCAUUGUUGUAGUUUUGCAAAGACUUUACUCACACGCCACUUCUUUUUUGAAGGUCACAUUUUAUUCGAAGUACUGACAGUGCUGCAGAUAUGUAAAUUAUUCCUCUUAGCUUGUUUGGAGAAUCACUUGUAACCAGACUUAGUCCACAUCUGGACCCUGCACGGUCAUGUUCACGCCUCGAGGUCAUCAAGAACACAUGUACAGAGACUUAAGUUACAAUGCAAUAUUUGUAUUUUAUGUGUUGUCUGUUACAGUUUAACAAGACUGCUGAGGCCUCUGAAGUGUUAACAAUAAGAAUCUUUCCCUGUAGAUCCUGUAGUGUUAACCGCUGAGGUCAUUUUGGUUGUCUUUUACAUUAGUUGUCUAUAUAUUGACGCAUCCAAGCACUUUUUUUGUACUGCCAUUCUAUAGGACAAAUGUAACCUUAUCCCUUUACUACAUGCUGUACUAUUAAUGUAUUAUUUAAAGGACUUUACUGGCUUUUUUUGACCCAGCAUGACUUCCGGAUGGAAAUUAAUGAAUAAAGAGCAUUU
Dunckerocampus dactyliophorus (ringed pipefish) is the source of this 4871-nucleotide messenger RNA. RefSeq names its product splA/ryanodine receptor domain and SOCS box containing 3a (gene spsb3a). The coding region runs from base 1371 to 2480 and encodes 369 amino acids. The transcript is spliced from 7 exons. Gene Ontology annotation, cellular component: SCF ubiquitin ligase complex. Gene Ontology annotation, biological process: proteasome-mediated ubiquitin-dependent protein catabolic process. The record is from RefSeq and is a predicted model, not a curated record. Gene Ontology annotation, molecular function: protein binding. Lineage: Eukaryota; Metazoa; Chordata; Actinopteri; Syngnathiformes; Syngnathidae.